Messenger RNA from Pseudophryne corroboree (corroboree frog), 3204 nucleotides. RefSeq names its product platelet and endothelial cell adhesion molecule 1 (gene PECAM1). The transcript has 15 exons. Gene Ontology annotation, molecular function: transmembrane signaling receptor activity. Gene Ontology annotation, cellular component: plasma membrane. Gene Ontology annotation, biological process: cell surface receptor signaling pathway. NCBI's taxonomy places the organism in Eukaryota, Metazoa, Chordata, Amphibia, Anura, Myobatrachidae. Bases 182 to 2356 code for a protein of 724 amino acids. The record is from RefSeq and is a predicted model, not a curated record.
AUAUUGUUUUGUAUUCCCAGACCUGCACUGGGGAACUGAUUAGCUCAUUUGCACUAGCCACUGCAUUUGCAAUACAGGGAUCUAUUGCUAACAUUGUGGACAGUGUUACUCCGUGGAUUGCCUUUCGUGGGGGGGUUUUUUGUUCUGGAUUGUGGGCAAGAGUUUUUUUCCCAAUGUCGAGAUGUAUUUAUUUUUAGGUUUGCUCACAUUAGGAUUUGGGUCCAUCAACGGUCAGCCUUUCGACUUCACAAUCAACAAUAUAGUGCUGUCUGCCAUCCCAUCCACCAAACUGACCAAUGGAGAGAAGCUACAGUUGAAGUGCCUUGUGAGUUUUGGCUGGACCACACACUUUGUGCUGAAUAGCACAAUAUCUUUUCAUAAAGGCGACCGUGUGAUUCACCAUGUCACCACCCAGAAGGAGCAGGAGAUAUACACUAUUCAAAAAUCCAGAGUGUCCCAUACCGGCCACUAUUAUUGUAAAGUGUCUGCGGAAGGAAAGGAUAAAAAGAGCGAUGAAUUAAUAGUCAAGGUCACCAAGCUAUCUGCACCAUCAAUUACUGUUUCCAAGAAUGAGACAAGUGAAGGAGAAGAAGUAGCAGUCACAUGUGAGGCUUUAGAAGAGGAGCCACCCAUGUUAUUCAGUUUCUACAAGACUAACCAGGAUGAGAAAAAAAAGAAAGACCAGAAGACCAAAGUAUCCAGUGACAAGAAGUUUGCUAACGUCACAUUUGAAAUAAAGGCAGGGGAGAAUAUUUUGAAUUUUGAAUGUGGUGUGAAUCUGGUAGGCAUAGACGAGGAAUCACCACGUAGUAAACAACAGACUGUGACAGUGUUGGCUCCAUUUACCACUCCAAAAAUCGAAGUCUUUCCAUCCAAUAACUUUACGGAAGGAAAGGACAUGUUGGUGGAAUGUUCCAUUCAAAGGCGUCCGGGGGAGGUGACCCUCACACUGCAGAAGGGCAACCACAUUGUGCAUAUCUCCAAAACUGACAAAUUAUCCUAUAAUCAAUUUGCUACAGUAAAUGACAUGGGUAACUACACAUGUAAAGCUGAGGGAAGAAGAGUUUCAAAAUCCAGUACUGUCCUGAUAAUCAUAACAGAACUAUUUCCAAGACCAAGUCUAAUACUAAAUACAUACAGCAAGAACAUGUACAUCGAAGAACGCGACCAAUUAUCUUUGGAAUGUUCCGUUUCUGACUUAUCACCAGAAGUCUCAAACAAAGAGGAGUCUUAUUUCAUAGUACACAAAGGAGUAAAAACAUAUGUAAAAAAAGGAGAAAAGUUACAAUUAACAGCAGAAGAAAAAAACAGUGGAUCCUACUUCUGUGAACUCACAAUAUCCAACAUCACUAAAACUAGUGAUCCCGUGUUGAUCCAGGUUUAUGCUCCAGUAACCAAGCCCAAUCUGAAACAUAUUAUCAAAGGCAACAGCAUGGUGGUACCAGGAGAUACCUUAGAACUGGCCUGCCAAUCACAGUAUGGGACUCCUCCUAUAAAAUAUUCCUUAUAUCUGGGAAAUAAACUACUUGAGACAAAGAUGGUGGACAACAACAUGGAAGCUAAGUUUCUCGUGAACGUGACGAAGCCAAAUGAUUCAGGACAGUACCGAUGUCAUGCAGCCAACAGAAAUGAAAAGUCAAAGGAGUACAGCAACACUGUAAAUAUCACUGUAAUUAUUCCUGUUGAGGACGUGAGCCUCACGAUCAUCCCAACAAAUGGUGAAGUGGAAGAGGGGGCAGAAUUAUCCUUGGUGUGCAUUGUAAACAAUGGAACUUUGCCAAUCAACUUCCGCUUUUAUGUCAGAAAAGAAAUUGAUAUUCUUUUGCACAAUGUGACGAUUGCCAAUCAAAUGCAUACUUCCUUUCAAGUCCAGUCAUUUAGCCAUAAAGAGGAAGGAGCCUAUUUCUGUAUAGCAUCCAAUAGAGCUAACAAGGGCAUCAAGAGCAGAUCUAUGGAAGCCAAAGCCGUUCUAGCCUCCUGGAAGAAAGGGAUCAUCAGUGCCGUUACCGUUCUCAUUAUUGUGGCCGCAGUAGCAAUUGUUCUGUACUUAUACCUGGACAAGGUGAAAAAAGACAAAGAUAUGUCCAUUGAUAAUAGAACAGCAAAAGCUAUUAAUUCAAGCAAUGAAAAGUCUGCAGUGGAAAUGAAAACUGGUAACCUGUAUGUUGGCAGCAUCCAAAAUGAAGAUGAGCUUCAUAUUCUGAAAACAGCAGAGGAAAAUCUAGGAAACAAUGAGCAAAACCAUGGUGAAGAGUACACAGAAGUGGAUGAUCCCACCCCACAUCCCCAUGAAGAUGCUGUUGAGACCAACAUCAAUAGAAUAGAAGAGGCGCCCGAGUCUAACAAUCACACUUAAUGGCUGAUAUGCUGAGGAGAAACACUAGACAAGGGGAUGCAGCAGGUGUUGUUCAAUUCUUUCAUGGGACUUAUUUAUAAAAAAUAAAGCUGUACUCUUUGUAAACUAGUGCCUCAGCCUGGUGAACACUGACGUGCCUGGCGCCAAUCCUGUAACUGGCCAACAACAUGAGCAUGGGAGUUACAAUAGGAAACUACAAGUUGCAAGAAGUCUCAUGCCUUUUCAACAGAAAUCAUCUGCCAAGUCUUCAACACAAUGUAAUGACAGCAUUGAACACCAGUUUGUGUGAUAUGUGUGUCAUUUAGAGAUAUGUCUAAUGGUGGACCCUCAAUGACAUUCCCUUCUGACGUUAAGUGACGUUGCAUCAGGUCAACACUUGGAACACGUAUAUCGCAUCCUUGUUAGUACAGAUUUUAGCAGACUACGUUUGUUCUCACAGCAGUCAGCAACCAUCUGGUUAUCUUGAUGGUUCCAUGUGGAUGAAAACCAUGACAAAAUGGAUCCAUAUAUUGAAAAAUAGUAUUAUGUCCUUAUAAAUCCAUACAAAGACUGACCGUGAUGGGGAUCAUUGCAUCAUAGAGGCUAAACAUAUGGAAGACGUGUUUCUGGUGCUGCCAUUUGCUUUUCUUUCUUAGACUGCACUAGAGACAUUACAGCUUGACUCUUGUUGCUGUGGUUACAUGAAACGCCUUUUGUCAUGUGCAUGUUCAAUAAAAUGUCUGACUUCUCUACUGCUCUUCCUUUACGUAUUUACAGCUAGUGAACACUAGAACUUCUGCAUUGCUUUAUUUGUACUGACUGUCUUAUUUUAAACAAAUAUUUGUAAAUAAAGAUUUUAUACCAACUAA